AUGCGAAAGUUGGAAUGGGACGAAAUGGGAGUGAAGGUUGAUGGUCGGCAGCUACACCAUUUGCGCUUUGCUGAUUACAUCGUACUGAUAACACCUAGCAUCAGCCAAGCGGAACGAAUGCUGACCGAAUUCGACGAAACAUGUGGAUGCAUCGGUCUUCAGCUGAAUCUACAAAAGACGAUGUUCAUGCGGAACGGAUGGGUCUCGGAUGCUCCAUUCACGCUCAACGGAACGAACAUAUCCGAAUGCACCAGCUACGUUUAUCUAGGUCGGGAAUUGAACAUGAUGAAAGACCUGACCCCCGAGCUGGGCAGGAGGAUACGAGCGGCUUGGGGAGCGUAUAAGAGCAUCGAGGAUGUAGUGAAGAAGACCAGGAACACCCGGCUCCGUGCUCACCUCUUCAACACCACUUUACUUCCUGCUUUGACCUAUGCUUCGGAAACCUGGGCGUUUCGCAAGCAGGAAGUUAACGCGGUGAGCGUCAUUGAACGCGCAAUUGAGUGA
Molecule: messenger RNA, 504 nt
Organism: Necator americanus (New World hookworm)
Lineage: Eukaryota; Metazoa; Nematoda; Chromadorea; Rhabditida; Ancylostomatidae
Exons: 1
Coding region: 1-504 (167 amino acids)
Source: RefSeq, a predicted model, not a curated record